AUGAAACACCUCCCAGACGAGCUCAUCCUCCACAUCAUCUCAUACCUCGAACCCUCGGAACUCGUCAACCUCCAACACGUCUCACGCCACUUCCUCAACCUCUCCCGUGACAACAAUCUCUGGAAGUCCCUCUGCUUCUCCCACUCGGCCGCCGAGCGCCGUCGCCGCCGUCUGGAAAUCUCCCCUCCCGAUAUCGAUCCCCGCCUCGCCGAGCUCAUACGCGCCGCCGAUACCCUUUCCAACACCUUCGAUACCUCUGUACACGAUGAGAAUGCUCCGAGUGCUGAGUCACAAGUUGAGCGCAAUCAGGAGAAGCGGAGGCAGGCGUUGAUCGCGAAUUGGGAUCCUAGUUAUCCUGAUGAGACGGUUAAUUGGUACCAGGAUUUCAUACAGCGGCAUGCGGAGCAGAAGAUUAGUUGGUUCCAGGAUGCUGGGAGUGACAAGGAGAAUGAUGAGGGGAGUCUAAGAAGGGAGGCUACCGGUGCAGGCAUAUUGUUCGACAACGAUGGCUUGGCAGAUAAACUUGUCGCUCCUCUCGACGACGGCAGUAUAAGCAUAUGGGACGCCUCAGCCAGCAGCGAUCGACAAGGAAAAUUGAUAGCGAGAAGCGACAUUGGAUUGCUUCCUGGCAGAGGCUCAGAUUUAGACUACGACACGCGCCUCACGCAAAGCCAUGCCAUCAUGACAGAAACAGGUGCCGUGGAAUGCGUGAGCAUCGACAGCAAGCUCCACAAAGGCUUCUUCGCUGUGCAAAACACUCUGAACGAAGUCGAUCUCAACACCCUUCAGAUCGUGUCAAGGACACCGUACCCCUUCCCCAUAACCGCCCUGAGCGAAGCACACCACAACACCCCCUUGACAAUCGGAACGAACUGGACUCUGCAUCUCCACGACUCCCGAAAACCCCCUCUUGCGCCUUCCUCAGUACAUUGCGAGCUCAUCGGCGGUGCUACUCCUUCCAUCUCCUCGCGCCUCGACACGGGUGACCUCCACGGCCACGUCUCACUCUCCCAGCCGGGCGCGCUAUCCAUCCUGCACCUCCCCACCACACGCGACUGGGAUGGAAACGGCGAUAUCUGGGUCGCGGGCCGCUUCACAUCGAUGUUGAACUUCGAUCGUAGAUACUUCCCCCGUCUCCGUGGUACCGUUCACUCCGGCGCAAGACUAUCUUGUUUAACAGCGAUUCCGCAUCCCUUUGUGCCCAUGAGUUUGAGGCUGGGAAAACCAUACUCGAACGCUGCGCUACUCCGAGAAACAAAGAGCUUACCAGGGUACACUUUGAUCGCCGCGGGUGAAUACAAGGGUAAAGGGUCAUUGGAACUCUACGGUUCAUCAACGGAACCCACACGCAGUAUUAAUUCAAGCGAUAGCCGCACAACGACCGGUAGUAAUUCGAAUAGUCGUUAUUAUCAGAAUCGACAGACGGCUAGUAGUUCGAAAUUACUUUCCGUUGCGCCUCAAGGUACACGACUGGUUUUUGCCGACGGGGAUGGAAAUUUGAAAUGGGUGGAACGAGAUGGGUCGACGCCGGUUCGCCAGUUUAACAUUAAUGACUUUCAACGCUGUUCCAACUCUUCGGAUAUGGAUAUGGCGACGUCGACUCAUCAACACCACCACCACCACCAUCACCAUGGCAACCUGGUAAACGCGACUCCGGACUCGGAAGCUAGCUGGGGCGAUAUUGUGCAGAAAAUUCUGCCCACGACGAAUCCUUCUUUACUUGCACCUUACGCCCCUUUGUCUACUACCGAGGGGCUUGGUUUGAAUAACCUUGUUCUGUGGACUGGAGAUGGGAAGUUGGGCUUGUUGGGCUUUGGCAGGGAACCACCCAUGGCGAGGGAUGUUUUUGAAGAUGCGCUGGAGAGGCAGGGUGAUGAUGGUGGAGGGGAGAAGCUGAGGGAGAGACAGUAUGGAGUGGAGAUGAGGAGGGCGCUUGAGUUGCAGGCUAGGGAGCUAAGGUGGUUGAGGGGCUAUGGACUUUAG
Molecule: messenger RNA, 1983 nt
Organism: Alternaria atra
Lineage: Eukaryota; Fungi; Ascomycota; Dothideomycetes; Pleosporales; Pleosporaceae
Exons: 2
Coding region: 1-1983 (660 amino acids)
Biological process (GO): protein polyubiquitination
Molecular function (GO): protein binding
Source: RefSeq, a predicted model, not a curated record